Molecule: messenger RNA, 786 nt
Organism: Lolium perenne
Lineage: Eukaryota; Viridiplantae; Streptophyta; Magnoliopsida; Poales; Poaceae
Source: RefSeq, a predicted model, not a curated record
AUGUCGACAUUGGCGUCGGUACAGGCCGAGAAUUCCGACGAGGAGAAUUCGGCUGCGGAGAACUCCGACGAGGAGGACACAGGCGCGAGGCCGUCAACGCUCAAGGAGUUCAUCACCCUUGUGGUGACGGACGAGGAAGGGCGCCGGCUCACCCGCACCAUGCGAACAACCGACAAGCUGCAGGACUUGAUUGACUACUACUACGCCAUGGUGCCCAUUGUAAAGGCCGGCAACGGGUCUUUCGUGACGGGGAUGAGAUCCACUUCUACUUCUUCCCGGUGUUCGACCUCUGUGCUGCAGGACUUCAGAGGCCGAAGGUUCACCCGCACCAUGCGGAGAACCGACAAGAUGCAGGGACUCAUGGAUUUCUACUACGACAUGGUGCCUGCUGUCGCCAUCGCGCAUGACGAUGGAGGCGCCGGUGGCAUAUUCCUGCAUCGCGGCGAGUGCAUUGCAGGUGACCAGACUCCGGCUGAUCUGCAGUUGAAACAUUUCGAUAUGAUCUACUUCGUUCCAAGGCGUCGGGGCGGCGUGGUGGAGGAGAAGCCCGGAAGCUUCGUAACUCUCUAUGUGACCGAUGGACAAAACAAAGUCUACCUCACCAUGCGGAGAACAGACAGGCUCAAGGUCCUCCUGGACGUCUACCGCGACAAAGUGCCGACUGGGUGGUGGGGUGGUAGGUUUACUCGCUAUGGCAAGCAUCUCAAUCACCAGAGCACACCAGCGGAUCAUGACAUGAAGGACGGCGACGAACUCGAUUUUUUCUCUAGGAUUAUUUACCGAUAA